UAUCUACAUAGAUGGAACCACAAAGUAUCGAUGAAUACCGUCUUUGCAGCCCGGAUGGAUGGAUGGUAAUCUCGGACAUUAAUGAUACCAUCGAGUACAUCCAGCACGAGAACCUAUUGGAAUCGUUCGCAUCACUUUCGCAGAAAAGGCAUGUCCGAUCUGCGGUAUGCAGGGCUAUACGUCUACAUCCAAAGACAGUCGAUGGCUGCUUGCUUUACUUAUCAGCCUCGCUGUACAAUCUGAUUCCCUUUCCACCAGAUCUCUUGUGCACACACUACCCUCAGGGUACAUACUGCGAGAUUUUUCGUUGAUGGACUUACAAGGGCUCCUCAACUUCUUUCAUCGAGAAUACACAAGAGUACAAGGUGGUCCGGAUGGAGAAAUUCCGUCGAUGGUUUCCCUGCAGACAGACCUGGAAAGUAACAAACAUCUCGCACAGGUAAGAACAGGAUUCAGAUCUUUGAACGACCUGUACAUCUAUUUGAGCGUGUGGAAGAACUCGUGGCAUGAGAUCAUGGAUCCGUUUCAACGAAACCCCAGGGCUCGUCUUAACACUAACCAAGAAUCGAGAGAUCAAUGGAUUAAAGACACUUCCAGCCUCAGUGAUCUCGAGAGCUGAUGCCUGAUAGACAGUGGCGAUGAUGAUCUAAGAAUUUUAGAUCCGACUACGUCAACAUGAAGAAAUCCGGUGGUGGCAGC
Penicilliopsis zonata CBS 506.65 is the source of this 699-nucleotide messenger RNA. RefSeq lists its product as hypothetical. The record is from RefSeq and is a predicted model, not a curated record. The coding region runs from base 167 to 619 and encodes 150 amino acids. NCBI's taxonomy places the organism in Eukaryota, Fungi, Ascomycota, Eurotiomycetes, Eurotiales, Aspergillaceae. The transcript has 2 exons.